Molecule: messenger RNA, 2205 nt
Organism: Carassius carassius (crucian carp)
Lineage: Eukaryota; Metazoa; Chordata; Actinopteri; Cypriniformes; Cyprinidae
Gene: slc2a1c
Product: solute carrier family 2, facilitated glucose transporter member 1
Exons: 11
Coding region: 227-1681 (484 amino acids)
Biological process (GO): monosaccharide transmembrane transport
Cellular component (GO): membrane
Molecular function (GO): hexose transmembrane transporter activity
Source: RefSeq, a predicted model, not a curated record
GUUUCAGAGACAGUUUGGGAUAGAUGGAUGCCAUUCUGCAGAACGCCGGUCUCUGAUGGUGCUAGUGAACAGUGAGGUGUAAUUUCAUGGAUGAAGUCAAGGCAUUCACAAGAGGUGCCAGGGAACAGUGAGGACAUUUUUGAGCCGCCGUCAGACACUUCUGAGCAGAGCAGUUGGCAACUGUUCCUGACUAUUAUAUACCGGUGUUAAGAUUCAUUCAAGGGCAAUGACUUUGAAGGAGAAUCAGCUGACCGUCCCGCUGCUGACCUCCAUCGUGGCGGCGGUGCUCGGCUCGCUCCAGAUAGGAUACCACACAGGCAACAUCAACGCCCCUGCCCGAGUCAUUGAGGAGUUUUUCAACAUGACAUGGAGAUCCAGACACAAUCAGUCAAUACCAGACCACAGCCUCACUUUCCUGUGGUCCCUCUCUGUUAGUAUUAAGGACUUUGGAGCAUUGCUUGGAUCACUGGGGGUCAAAGGUCUUGCUGACACCUUCGGGAGGCGUAAUGCUAUUCUGAUAGUGAAUGUCUUAUCAGUGGUUGGUGCCUCUCUGAUGUUCAUGAGCAAAAUCACAGCAUCAUUUGAAGUACUUAUUGUGGGUCGGCUGAUCUUUGGCUUGUUCUGUGGCCUGGUGAUGAGCCUGAACCCUCUGUACAUCCAAGGCGUCUCGCCUACAAACCUCCGCGGUGCCUUUGCAACUCUGAACCAGGUGUCAUUCGCCUCAGGCAUUCUGCUGGGCAUGGUGGUGGGGUUGGAAACGGUAUUGGGCACAGAGAAAUACUGGUCCCUGAUGUUGUCUCUGUCCCUAAUCCCUGCAACACUCCAGUAUAUGAGCCUUCCUUUUUGCCCUGAAAGCCCACGCUACCUCUUCAUAAACAGGGGAAAAGAAAAAGAAGCAGAGGCGGCCCUGAAAAGACUUCGGGGAAAUCCAGAGAUGGUGACAAAAGAGAUGGAGGAGAUGAGAGAGGAAGCAGCCCACAGUGAAACAGGAGUGACUGUGAGAGAAUUCCUCAGGAAGCGACGCUACCGGCAGCCGAUAAUACUUGUGCUUAUCAUAAACUUGGGAAGCCAGUUAUCUGGAUUCAAUGCGAUCAUAAAUUAUUCAACAAAAAUGUUUGCCCAAUCCAAUUUUGAUGAAGCCAAAUAUCUGACACUAGGGGUGGGGGCCGUUAAUGUGGCAUUCACCAUAGUAGCAUUCUUUUUGGUGGAGAGAGCAGGACGCAGGAAACUGUUGCUUGCUGGAUUUCUGUCACUAGCUCUCUGCAACCUACUUAUGACCAUCACAUAUUCCAUUAUGGACAUAGUUCCAGACAUUCGCAAUAUGCAGGUACUGGUGAUUUUCGUCCUGAUCUCAGCUUAUGAAGUGGGGCCUGGGCCAAUUUCUUGGUUCAUUGCCGCUGAGCUUUUUGACCAGUCAGCCCGUCCCAUUGCUAUGGCCUUCACUAGCAUGCUUAACUGGGGAGGGAAGUUUUUACUAGCAAUGCUCUUUCCACCUCUUCUGAACAUGUGUGGGGCCUAUGUCUACCUCCUCUUCAUGUGUAUGGCCUUGAUUGCCUUUACCUACACCAUGUUUCGUCUUCCUGAGACCAAGGGACGCACUUUUGAUGACAUUGUGGCUGAGUUCCGUGGGGCUGAGGGCAUUCCACUACAUAACAAGACCACAUUUAACACAUUUCCCUGAUCUCGCUCGGCUUUUGGGUUAACAAGACCAACAGUGAUCAACUCAAAUGCAACUGGUGUGUUUACAAAACCAAUGAAGAGUAUUAAGGACCCUGCAUAGAAUAACUCAUACAAAUGUUAACCUUUAACAUUUAUUUUGAAAAAGCACAACCUUGUUGAGUCUUCGCAACUUUGCAAGUUUUUAUCACACUGUGAAAGCUCACAACUCUCUGGUUUGUAGACUCUUGCCAGAUAUCUAUGAUAGAAGCUGCAAGCCAAGUUUAAGGUAACAUACUACCAAACAACUUGACUGACUACAUUGAGAGGUAUAUUAACAGUGAAACUACAGUACUUUGGAGUCAUUUGUAAGUAAAACCAUGCAAUCUGUGUUCACUGUAUAAACAUUGCCUGAGACAUUUGCAGUAUGCUUAAUUUUUCUUUAAUUCAUUUCUCAUUUAAAUGGUGAUAGAACGUGAAUAUGAUUGUAAACAUAAAAUAAAAGUAGUAGCAUUACAGCAUUUUGUUUCACUUCAGCAAGUAGUGCGA